GGGAGCCCAGGUCGUCAGGAAGGGGCAGGUCCACGGUCACACCGGGAAGUCAGCCCGCGGUUGGUUGUCAGGAUCUGGCCCGGCGAGGGCAGCUGGGAUCAGACACAGCCCCGUGAUCAGCAGGCAGGGCCACGGUUCCUGAGGGAGGGUGCUGUUGAUGGAGACUGGCACUCCUACAGCACUGCUGGGGCUGGGCUGAGCUUAAACAGGGUUAUGGAGAGCGCCAGGUUUGGCUGAUUGGGACCAUGAGGGCCUCUCCUCUCAGCCUAACCGCUCUGUCCUCAUGCCUUAGAGAAAUAUGGGCUCAGGAAGGACUUGCUGUAGAGUGAUUUAAUUGCAGUGCAGUCUCGGGGGGCUAUUUAAGGGAAUAGAGACACAAGAUAGGGGAUAUGGCAUGAGACACUUGGGGAUGGGAAUAGUCAGGUUGUCUGUAAGGGGCCCCAGGGCUUGUGGGUAAAGGAGAAAUGUUCAAACCACUAUUGGAGGGUCUCCAGAGGCUGGGUGGUACUGGGGGGUUCACUCAGGAGCCGGGGGUUGAGCAAAGGUCAGGUGUAGCUCCAUGAUUGCCUGGCAGAUCGGCAGUAAUGAGACAAGUUUGAGGUUGAGCAGGUUUGCCUGGCCUGCUGUGGACCUGUAUUCCAUGUACAGUCCCUGGCCCUGAGGGGUGCACGGGCAGGUAGCAGCAGUGACCUGCUGUGGGGCACAGAGCCAUCUGCUCUCUCGAAGGUGCCGACUGGUGGUGCGAAUGAGAAGCACCAAGAGCUUUGGACCAUUAACAAGACCCCUGGGACCUACUCCCAAGCACGUGGCUCUCUGGUGACCCUAUUUUGGGCAUGUUCUCAGAGUUGAAGUUCCCUGUACCUUGGGGCCACGUGGCAGCCAAGGCCUGGGGACCCUUGGAGGGACACCCUGUGCUGUGUUUGCAUGGCUGGCUAGACAAUGCCAACACCUUUGACAAGCUCAUUCCACUGCUCCCCAGAGGCUGCUAUUAUGUGGCAAUGGAUUUUUCUGGCCAUGGUUUUUCAUCCCACCGACCUGCCGGCUGCCCCUACCAUUUCCUGGAUUAUGUGACUGAUGUGCGCCGCGUGGCAGACGCCUUGCAGUGGAGACGGUUCACCCUGAUGGGUCACAGUAUGGGUGGGGCUGUGGCAGGAAUGUUCUGCUUCCUUUAUCCUGAGAUGGUGGACAAGCUGAUCCUGCUGGAAAGUCUUGGCUUUCUGCUUGCUCCAGAGGACACUGAGGCAUGGCUGAAAUCUAAACGGAGGGUGAUUGACAGAUUACUGAGUCUAGAGGCAAAGGAGCAAACUCCCAAAGCACGGAGCCCUGAAGCAGCAUUGCAGAGGCUCUUAGAAGCGAACAGCCAUCUGACAGCAGAGGGUGGAGCAAUCCUGCUGCAGCGAGGAGCAACUGAGACACCCACUGGGCUGGUAUAUAACAGAGACAUGAGAGCCCGUAUGCAGAGUCGAGAGUCCCUCACAGUGGAUCAGUGCGUGAAGCUCCUGAAGAAGAUCCAGGACCGUGUUCUCAUCAUUGUAUCACAAGAUGGACUUUUGGUACCACACAACUUACACAGCAGAAAUCACUUUGUGAAAGCCCUGCGGGAGGCAUUUGAGUCUACCCUCAAAGAGCACAUCCAGCUAGUCGAGGUGCCUGGGAGUCAUUUUGUGCACCUGAACGAGCCUGAGGUGGUGUCUGGGAUCAUCAGCAACUUCCUGACAGUGCAGAACACUAGAGCUAGACUCUAA
Neopelma chrysocephalum (saffron-crested tyrant-manakin) is the source of this 1745-nucleotide messenger RNA. It is a transcript of the gene SERHL2, whose product is annotated as serine hydrolase like 2. Gene Ontology annotation, molecular function: hydrolase activity. Lineage: Eukaryota; Metazoa; Chordata; Aves; Passeriformes; Pipridae. The record is from RefSeq and is a predicted model, not a curated record. The transcript is spliced from 12 exons. Bases 834 to 1745 code for a protein of 303 amino acids.